AUGGCGUCCCGCGACGCCUUCAUCAGCAAUGGCACUUGCUACUUGGCACCAGGCCAGGAGGCCAUCGACUCGAUGAUUCCAUGUGGCAACGACGCCUUUGGCCGCGUCUCUUGCUGCCAGCAGGGCGACAUGUGCCUGACGAGCAACGCCUGCUACAACCAACAAUUCGGCGUGACCUAUCUCGCCGGCUGCAGCGAUCCGACCUACGACCACCGCAGCUGUCCAGACAAGGGCGCCUUUGACGGCACGCCCUGGGUCGGUCUGACCUACUGCAACGGCACAUCCGAGCAGUGGGUCGCCUGCGAGCAGUCCGGACGCCAGGAUGCCCUCACCGAGGCGGACCAGUGCUGGUGCCCGCAGACGGAUCGCACCGUUGCUUUCACGGCGUCCUCGGUCUCCACCGAGACGCCCGAGCCGACAGACAACGGCCUUUCGACGCCCGCGAGAAUCGGUAUUGGUGUCGGUGUCGGCGUUGGAUCAGCCGUCCUCCUCGCCCUGCUUGCCCUCUUCUUCUUCACCAGACGGAGACGUCAACGACAUGAGGCCCAGGCCAACGCGUCGGCCAAGGGCGAUCGCCCUGACAGCCUGAUGCCUCCGUCCGAGGCACCUCAGACACCGACGACGGCCGUGUCCGAAAUAGAUUCACGGGCAGCAACGCCGUGGGCCCUGCGAACUGAGCUCGACGGGAAGAGCCUUGCCGCUGAGAUGGAUGUGCCGCCGGUGCCGCCGGUGCCGAGUCAGCUGGGGGAGAAGAAGGAGAAAAAGUCGGAUGAGCCUGUGUUUGAGCUACCUGCUUGA
Messenger RNA from Verticillium alfalfae VaMs.102, 798 nucleotides. RefSeq lists its product as hypothetical. Lineage: Eukaryota; Fungi; Ascomycota; Sordariomycetes; Glomerellales; Plectosphaerellaceae. The record is from RefSeq and is a predicted model, not a curated record. The transcript is spliced from 2 exons. The coding region runs from base 1 to 798 and encodes 265 amino acids.